Messenger RNA from Astrephomene gubernaculifera, 4614 nucleotides. NCBI's taxonomy places the organism in Eukaryota, Viridiplantae, Chlorophyta, Chlorophyceae, Chlamydomonadales, Astrephomenaceae. The record is from the annotation of a GenBank genome assembly.
GCACAUCCCAUACACACCCACUAAUUAUAUAUGUGUGUUAACAUACUGUUUGCUGUUAAAGUCUUCCACGUUGUAUGCAAACUGUGAGCGACAGCCCAUUAUUUAACGUGACCUUCCUCAGACCUUGUAUGAUAAUGCUGUAAACUUAUAAAAAGGAAGCCUUUCAACACCUGUAACUGGGCAGUUCUUUGCCUGGUGGAAUAGCAAGGAUGGCGGACCCGGGCGAGUCACAAGCUUCUGAAGGCCACGCGCAAAACAGCUCUGUCAACCUUGUUGACCUGUUUCAGACCGGCGAAAACUGUAUUGAGCGCCGAAGGACCGAUAACCUUUUUAAGCAACUUGAUGAGCGGCAGCUGACAGAGGAUGAGCAGGCCAUCAUUCAGCAGCGGGUCGAGCUGCAGCGCAAGAUGUUCAUGGAGUACGAGCGACGCGAGAAGCAGCGCAAGGUGCGUGAGCUGCAAGAGGUCUGCCCGGACCUCGAUGAGGAGGCCGCUACGAGGGCUCUGGAGCUCUGCAACUGGAAGGAGGAAGCAGCUGCGGAGCGGGUGAGCUCGGACCCUGCCUUCCUGCGCCGGGUGAAGGCGGGCGGGGCGGCGGCGGCACCCGAGCACCAUGCCCCGGAACGCCCCAGGACGGAACGGCAGCGCAGCGGCGGUAGUCGGGCGGCGGUAGGGCCUAGACCCAAGGCAGUGGACCCGAGCCAGGUCGGAGCCGUGUUUGUAGGCCGCUUCAAGUCGCGGCUGGGUCCCCACCAGAUCAGCGCCAUGGGUCGCCAACCCCAGCCGCAGCCCCAGCAGCAGCAGGGCGCCGGAGCUUCCAGGGCGGCGGCUGCGGGCCGGCGCGGGAACCAAGCGGGCAACGCCGGCGGGGAUGGCAGUGGCGCAUCGCCAGCUCUCGCGGCAGCCGCCACAACACCCCAGCAACAAGAGCAGGGAACGGCCGCAGCGGGAGCCGACCAAGCAGCAGCCGUACCUGCCGCAGCCAUCGCUGCUGCUGAUGUGGCAGCCACGCCACCUCCCAGGAGGUCUAGUCGCCGCGCAACAGCGACCCAAGCCGCAACCGAGAGUCAGCAGCAGGAGAAGGACCCGAUGGACACGGAGAUGUUGGAUGCGGGUGCUCCCGAUGCGGCUGUGGAGCGGGGCGUCGAGGGUGGUGAUCCGCUGACAGACGCGGCCAUUGGAGAUGGCGACGAGGAUGGGGAGGAGGGUGGCGGAAUGGAGGAGGAUGAGAUGGCUCUGGACCCCAACUCUGCAGACCUGUCUGACAACGAGCUGCAAUACGAGGACGACGUGUUGCCCGUGUUGAGUCCGCUGGCGGAGGCGGCCAAGAAGCUCCAGCAGCGCCAACAGCAGCUUGCGGAGGAGGAGGAGGAGGAAGAGGGGCACGUACCCGCGGGCCUCGCAUCGCAGGGCGUGGCUGGAGGAAUGACAGCGGCUGUACCCGGCCAGUCGCCACUAUUCCGCUACCGGCUGGUCGCUGAGGGCUCCAGCGGCAACGUUCACUCGGUCGCCACCGAGGAGUGGAACAGCCUCCUGCGGGCGCAGGAAGGUGCCACGCAGGGGCAGGAGCAGCCCCAGCUUCAGCAGCACCCGCAGCCUCUUGCUGCGGCAGCUGCGGAUGUGGCUCCUGCGGGCGAUGACGACGAGGUCAGCAGUCCACCCACCGCAGACCGGCCUUCCAAGCUGCAGCGCAGUGGCAGCCAGCAGAAGCAGCCGGCGGCUGCCUCUCAGCCCCAGUCCCAGCCUGCGUCUGUAGCUACAGGCCCAUCCUCUCAACCAAUAUCCUCCCAGCAGCAGCCACAGCAGCCGGACCAGGCUUCGCAGCCAUCCUCCACGCAGCCCUCUCAGCAGCAGCCGGCAUCGCAGCAGCUAACAGCCACAGGUCGUGGUGUGUCCCUUCGGCCGCGACGGGCUACAGCGGAGCAGGCGGCAGCGGCUGUACGGCAGGCGAUUAGCGAAGAGGGAGCCGACGAAGAAGAGGAGACUGCUAGCGAUGGCGGGGACUCUGACUUUGAGGCUGAUGGUGGGAAGAAGGGUCAGCAGCAGCGGUCAAAUGGUGUCGCGAUGGAGGCAAGCGACAGCGACGACGACAGCGAUGAUGAGGAUUUGGUGGAGGAAGAGGAGGAGGAGGACUACGUGGCGCCUGGCAGUCGCAAGCGUAGGGCAGGCGCUGCGUCAUCACGACAGCAGCCGCGCAAACGCGGUACGACAGCAACAGCUGCUGCUGCAGCUCGCGCGAGUCGAGGAGGCAAGCAGCAGCCGCCAGCUGCGGCGCCUUUUGCACCGGCAGUGGCCGAGCAGCAUGACAAUGUUGCUUCUGUCACCGUUGCCGCCUCCGUCAGUGCUAUGGCUGCUGCGGCUGCAGCAGCGGCUGCAGCCGCCCUGGCUCGUACGGCAGCUGCUACUGCGGCGCCGCUCCAGCUGUCCCACGCUGGCGAUGAUGACGUCGCUGCUGCUGCUAACGGCGGCGGCGGUAGCGAUACCGCGGCAGGCCCUUCAUGUGUCGCAACGACGGUUGCGGCUGCAGCUGCUGCCGUACCUGCGGUUAGCGGCGGCGGUGGGGAGGACUCUGAGGCGACCGUGACGGAGGAUGAGUCAUCCCCAGGAGGCGGCGGUGGUGGGAGGUCUCGGACGGCGAGGCAGCGGCAGAGCAAGGGGUCAAAGAAGGGGAAGGCAGGAGGCCGGGGUUCUUCGAAAGCGAGUGGAGGCGCUGCGGGGGCUGCUGCAAGCGCUGCUGCCGCCGGCGGUGCGGCCAUCAGCGCCAGCGGACACACCUGCCGCGGUCGGGUGAAGCAAAAGGGCGUGAAGCGGGCGGAUCUGCUGGCGGUGGGGAGCCUCGUCGCCCGCCCGGGCUGGUACAAUGCAGGCUACAUCUUCCCCGCCGGUUUCAAGUCGCAGACGUGUUUCCGCUCCUCCGUGGACCUGGACGCGCUGACGGUGCACACGUGCGAGGUGCUGGGUGAGAGCGGGCAGUACUGGCCGGCGCCCACCUUUGUGGUGACCGCGGCGGACCGCCCGGACGAGCCGCUGGUGGCGAAGAGCUGCACCGGCUGCUGGACGGCGGUCCUGAAGCGCAUCAACGGUGAGAUCGAGGGCCGCCGCGCCGCGGGCGAGCCGCUCCCGCCGCCCCCCAAGACCGCCAUCGCGGGUCCCGAGUACUUUGGUCUCAACCAGCCGGAGAUCUGCGCCGCCAUUGAGGCACUGGACGUGGAGCGCAAGUGCUCCACUUACUGGGAGGGCAAGAUGGACCGGGAGGCUGCCAGGGGGGGCCAGGCCGUCCCCGCCAGGGGCAGCCGUGGCGGCGCAGGGGGCGAUGCAGUAGCGGGGGCGGCGGGAGGCGGAGCAGGCACCUCCAGCCGAGCUCCCCGCGCCCCCCGGGCUGCUGGGGGAGGUGGCCGGGGGCGAAGGGGGCGGCGCGGCAGCAACGCGGAUGAGGAGUCGGGUGGCGAGCGGGCGGGCGGCGAGGAGGAGGACCCGGAGGAGACAUACGCGGGCAACAGGUGGUCUGCGGUGACCCGCGCCGAGCGCUACCGCAAGCGCUGUGAGGACGCGGGCGAGGACGCCGCGGCGCUGCUGUCCGCCGCGCAGGCCGACAACCCGCUGCCCGGCUUCCUGGACCCCAUCACGCUGGAGCCGGUGGUCAACCCGGGCAUCUCGCCGUACGGCCACGUCAUGGGGAUGGCCACGUGGAAGGCGGUGCUGGCGGAGCAUGGUCGCUGCCCCUUCACCAAGCAGCCCCUCAACGCGGAGGCCAUCACCGUGCUCACCAAGAACAACAUCGAGCGCUACCGCAGCAGGAUCAUACAGCAGUAGGGAAGGAGGGACAGGCGGCCAGGAAGGAGGAGAGGAGGAGGAUGAGACCGGGAGUUGCAGGGGGAGUUGAAGUUGUAGGGAGCAGGUGGAGUGGAGCAAGAGGAAGAGGCUGUUUAGAUAUCUGACGGGAGAUGGAGGGAAGAGGGGCCAGGGUGAUCCAGCGAUAGGGAGGAGGUAUGCGGCGGCAGCGGCGGUCAUUGCUUUGGGGUGGUAAGGGCGAUAGUUCCUAUCCAAGGCCAGUUGACUAGGGCAUGCUACGGGAAGGGUAGGAGAUAGUUCCGGCGUCUGCUGGGGACAGUUGCGGCGGAUGAGCGGCUAUUAAAGGAGCAGGUCACCAUAGUGCUGGUUCAGGGCUGCCCGGCGUCGUUUUGAAUGUAAGGGCUAUCGUACCGGGUAUUAUACGGUUGUAUGGUAGGGCGCCUGGGAGCCCACACCGUGCUCUCAUGUUGCUGACGGUAGCGGGUUUGGGCUUUCGGAGUUACUUGGUUGGGUGUUGAUGCUGGGAAGGAAGGUGCAGCAACACAAAAAUCGGAAUCGGAACACUAGUGAGCGGGGAAAAGGCUGAAGGCCUGGGAGCUUUCCCGCAAGGCGCCUCCCCUUGAGGGCUGCGGUGGGGCGCACCUUGGCGUGCCAGGUGGGUGACAUUCUGGUGUUCUGUUUUACUCUCAAGUUGGACUAACGGAAGUUUCGAGACGGCGACUUAGCCAGCAGCCAUCAACGCGAAAGGGGCGCUUGAGGGAACGCAUUGAGGCAAGGGUGAUCCUCGCCUUAAGCCGCACUUGUUGUAACGUGCGAAAGCCAU